CCCCACAUAUUGAUAUCUUUCAACCUAGCUUUUGAUUUCGCCCUAGCUGCAUUCCUAAACCUAUUUGUAAGUGAAACAAAAAUCCUAUUCUUUAUCAUAAUAUCAAUCCCAGAAUAAACCUUUGCCUCAGUUAUAGCUGUAAUUCUAAGCCUAAUACCAACCUAACUCUAAUACCAACUUCAAAUCUGACCUUACCCUCAUCCAUAAUUUCAGCUAACCCCAAACUUGACCUCAGAUCCAGGCUUCACUGCAACUCUAACAUUAGCCUAAGUCCAGAACUCAGUUAACCCCGCCCUGCGCUUCAUUUUAAUGGAACCAUGGCUAUAAUCCUUUCCUUUCCAUUUCCCUCUGCUCAGUCCCCCUAGUGUUCCCUUCUUCCCACCACUGAGCACCCAGGCUUCCUUCUCAUGAGUGACUCUAGUAACCCAUAGAGUCACCAAGUCCUUUUUUUGGACCUUUCUAGGCUGAGUCAGGAUGGCUGGCCAUCUCUACUUAGGCCCCAGCAACACCAAUUGAAUCAAAUCCCUAUGUUUUCCAGGCCUCUGUUUCCUCAUCUGUAAAAUAGGGAUGAUGAUUCCUGCUCUCCAGAGGGUGCAGGACAAUCCCAUAAACCUUAAAAUAAAUACGGAAAUAAGGGUAUUCACUGUGUACCUCUCGUGGGCCCCAAGGCAUCCUGUUGUUGAAGUUCGGGGAGAGGGGUUUGAAAUACAGAAACACAUGGGCUCCUAGAACUUCCUAAUUCUUCUGUCUUAUUUUUCUCAGAAGGGCGAGUCCUGGCAGCAUCCUCCAGGCCCACAACUCUUUCUGAGAUUCUUUUCCCUCUGCCCUUCAUGAGCCCCAUGUCAGGGGUUGAGGGAGGGCCCUUGACUCCUUUGAGGGCGUCAAGCAGUUGGAUAGGGCCCCUCCUAACCUGCCUCCUGCGGGCAGUCCUGGAGCCUAGGGGAGGCCCAAGUCUGUUCUGUACCCCUGGGGCAAAUAACAAGGGCUGCCUUCUACUUUCUCCUUCUGCUGGCUGGGACCCUCCGCACAGCCCAGCUCUAGCCUGCCCAGAACUGCGCUGGUUUCCUCACUCCAAUGACCUUAGUCACCCAGACAGUCAGUCCAGGUUAUAAGGGUCUAUAUUAACCCUUCAAGCCCUGGUCGCUCUUCCUGGGCAUCGAAGCUGGUACCAAAUGACCCCUCAAAGAAGCACACAGAGACUCUUUACAGAGGCAACCCCCUCCCUUCCCACCUGUACACCCUCACUCAGGCACACAUGCACAUAGUCCUCCUGGACAUCCCCUCACCAGGACAGUUCCCUCAAUUCCCCAUCCAUUCCUUCAUGCCCUCCACACACCCUGGUCCUUCUUCUCUCAGGUCUCAGCAAACUGUUUUAACUCUGUGUGUGCAGUUAGGGCCUGGGUCCCCCAUAACACCUCUGGCUCUUGAGGCUGCCCCCAGCUGGCAUGGGUGGAAGCACAGCUGCAGGGAAGACCCUGCUCCUAUACACGCUUCUUCCCUCCUCCUUUUAACUCUGAGGCCCUGCUCCCUUUGAAGGGCCAGAGGCCUGGAGGGGAAGGCGGGCUGAGCAUUCCUGGAUCCCUUUCAUCUGCUGGGCCUGCCCUCCAGCCCAGGUGCCAGCAUGACAGAAAGGUCCACUUCCCUGCUGCACUUUUCUCAGGCUUCCACCUGCAGGGAUCCCCCUGGAGGCUCAGGAACUGGGAGAGUAUGUGGAGCCCAGUGUCCUGGGCCAAUGUUAACCCUUCCAGGCCUGUUCAGCCUUCCUCCCCCAGCCCGGCUUGUCCUUCCUUUUCCCACUUCCCCCAGGGAAGGAGACAGCAAAUGAGUGGUGAGAGGAGCUCCCUGGACGCUGUAAAAUGGGGCAACUGUUGUCACCCCAGGAUGGGGCCAGGAGGAAGUGGAUGUUUAACAGGUGCCUAAUUACAAGUCCCCCUGGUCACUCUGUGCUACUCUCAGGACAGGGAAGAGCUUGGGUGAGGGCUGGGUAAUGCCUGGGUAGGCCAUCCUGUCACCCCGCUAAUUAGGGUUACUGGGGCUCCUCCCCAAGGCGGGGACCAGGCCCCCUCCCUCCCAUAGAAAUAACGCCGGCUGCUCCCCAGCUGGGCACUCACUGCACCUUCCUGCCACCCCAGGCAGUGUCUGGGCCCUCAGCUCCCCCUCCCUCCACCUGCCCCUUCCACCCACCACCACCGGCCCACAGGAACCCAGCCCAGUUGGAGGUGACACCGAGCCAGAGAUAUGCGAGUCCGAGGAACAUUCCAUCUUCUGCUUGUGUGCCUGAGCCCAGGUAUGGGGCCGGGCAGUGGGCAGGGCAAGGGGCAGCCGGGGCUCACGGCGUGCGUGCCCACCCUCACUCCACUGCCACCCUGGUUUGGACGCUGCCAAAGGGACCUCUGCCCAGGAUAGCCAGUCUCCUGGAAGUUUGGGGCAGGAUCUUCCUGGUGUCUGAGAGCCUGUGGGGCUCACACCUGUGUGCAGGUGCCCUGCGUGCUGUGCCCAUGCCGGGACCCGGAGGACAGGGCUUGCUGGAAGUGGGGUAGGAGUCAGGUGAGCAGCAGGUCUGGGUGGGGGCUGGGGAGGAGCCUGGGAAGGAUCAGUUUCCAUCAAGACAGUCUGAUUGUGGGAGGGGCUGCUUUUCAAGGCCAGAGUUCCGGGCCGGGGCAGAGGAAUUGACAGUCCUGAGAGGCUAAGCCCAGGUGGGCCAUUUCCAUCCUGAAAGGUGACAGCUCAGGCUUGAGACCUCCAGUGUGGGUCCCUGCGCUGUGAGAAUUCCCCUUCCAGGAUGAGGCCAGAGGAAGGGGACAGAAGGCAACUCCCAGUGCCUCCUCACCUCUCUGGGGUACUCCUGAAGGGCAGGACUCAGUUUUGGAUACUGUGGCACCCUGCCCAGGCCAGGCAAGUCCCAGCAAGGGCCAUUCUGUUGUGUAUCACGGAAAUAGCUCUCUGCUGCUCCUGGGGUCUGGAUUGGGGAUGAAGGGGUGUGAGGAAGGAGUGUGGGGAGGGGACUGUGUCAGCCUGUGCGCUAUGUGUGGCUGAGGGUAUCCGGCAGGAUGCCUGUUACACUCUUUGCGUCUUGUGAGAAUAGAGCUGGCAGAGCUCACCCAGGGCGCCUGGCUAUACUCUGCGGAGCUGGGACAUGGCCAUGUGCUGUGUGGACACAUGCCACUGCACAGCUUUUUCUUUGUCUUCCUUUCCCGGCUCUUACCUCCUUAUCUGGAAGCUGCCUGAAAAUUCAAAGAGGAUUUACAAUUAUUGAGGGGACAUCCCCCUAGACAGUGCCAGCUCCGGUGGUUUUGUGCAGAGACAAUGGCCACUGUCUUCCUUGGAGAGCACCAUGUGACCCCCUAUUCUCAGCUCUCUUCCACAGUGGCUUUAUUCCUUUCUCCAGCCUCCCUCUUCCCUCUUGCUCCUUGAUUUAGGAAAGCACCUCCUCAGUGUCUCAGCGUGAGGAAGCAUGGUGACACAAUAGGAACAACUUCCUAAGAAGAGGGAGGAGGUGCAAAAGGCUGAACCCCUGGGAGGAGGCUGAGAAAGCUUCUGAGGAUGAGAAGAUGGGGUGAGGCUGGGACAAUUGAAGAAAGGCACUCAGUGCAGGGUGGAGGCAUAGCCUGUCCCUCCUCCUCAAGCCCCUUUCUCUGAAUCCUCCCGCUCCUGCCUGCCUGGCCUCCGCGGUGUGUGGGAGGAAUCCUCCCUGCUGCCGGCUGUUCCAGUGGCUCCGCCGCAGGGUGGGGCCUUUGCUCUCACCUGAGUUCUGGCUCAUCCUUGGCCUCCCUUGUACUGCACUGGAUCUGGCAGAUAGCAUUAGGAUCCUUAUCUCAGGAAUGAGCUGGUAUUCUCUUGGCCUGGGGCUGGAGGAGGCUUCACCAGGUCCCGUUAGCACCUCUGCGGCUGCCAGCAGCCAGCCGGCUGGAUCCGGGCCUCUACAGUCUAGCUGAGUUAGGGCAUGGCUGAUGGCCCAAGCAGGGUCCCAAAGGGCAAGUUCAAGGACCCCUGGGGAGCUGGAAGUGCCCUUGUUUGCCUCUCAGGAGCCAGGCUACACCUGGCAGGUAGGGCAUCUGCAGAUAUGUCUGGUCUUGAAUGAACAAACAUGAAACCAUAAGAGCGUGAAGUGGGUGUGUCUCUGGGUUCACACGUCCUGCGUUUGUCUGCAAAUGUGUAUCUGUGUUGAUAUAGACUGUCAGUGUCUGUGUGUGUAAGGAGGACUGCACAGGAAUGUAUCUGCAUUUUGAAGGCUUAAAAGGCACUGCUGUCUGCUGUACGGAUCAAUGGGGAUGGCCAGGAAGUCCUGUACCUGGCGGAAGGUGAUAAUGUGAGGCUGGGCUGCCCCUACAUCUUGGACCCUGAGGACUAUGGUCCCAAUGGGCUGGACAUUGAGUGGAUGCAGCUCAACGCAGACCCCACAUCUAGAGAGAAUGUGUUUCUUAGUUACCAGGACAAGAGGAUCAACCAUGGCAACCUCCCCCACUUGCAGCAGAGGGUCCGCUUUGCAGCUGCAGACCCCAGCCAGUAUGAUGCCUCUAUCAACCUCAUGAACCUACAGGUAUCCGAUACAGCCACCUACGAGUGCCGGGUGAAGAAGACCACCAUGGCCACCCGGAAGGUCAUUGUCACUGUCCAAGCACGCCCUGCAGUACCCAUGUGCUGGAGUGAAGGCCACAUGACAAAGGGCAACGAUGUGGUGCUGAAGUGCUUUGCCAACGGGGGCUCCCAGCCACUCUCCUACAAGUGGGCCAAGAUCAGUGGGCACAUCCACCCCUACCGAGCAGGGUCCUACCACUCCCAGCACAGCUAUCACUCUGAGCUCUCCUACCAUGAGUCCUUCCACGGCACCAUAAACCAAGGCCUGAGCAACGGGGACCUGGUGUUGAAGGACAUCUCUAAGGCAGACAAUGGGCUGUACCAGUGUACAGUGGCCAAUCACGUAGGCUACAGUGUCUGCGUGGUGGAGGUGAAGGUGUCAGACUCCAAGCGCGUGGGCAUGAUCAUCGGCGCCGUGCUGGGCUCUUUGCUCAUGCUAGCCUGCAUGGCCUUGGGCAUCUGGGGGCUCGUCGUCUGCUGCUGCGGGGGCCCCGGGUCUGGCGGCGCCCGCGGUGCCUUUGGCUACGGCAACGGCGGCGGGGUCGGCGGCGGGGCCUGCGGCGACUUGGCUAGCGAGAUCAGAGAGGACGCCUUGGCGCCCGGGUGCAAGGCCAGCGGGCGCGGCAGCCGCGUCACCCAGCUCCUGGGGUACCCGACACAGAACGUCAGCCGCUCCCUGCGCCGCAAGUACGCGCCCCCGCCCUGCGGCGGCCCGGAGGACGUGGCCCUGGAGCCCCGCGCCGCCGCCUGCGAAGCGGGCCCCUCCCCGGUCUACGUCCAGGUCAAGAGCGCCGCGCCGGCCGAGGGCGCCGAGGGGCUGCAGCAGUGCAAAGACGGGCUCUUGGUGUGAGCGCGCGCGCCGGGCUGCGCCCCGGCAGGGACAGAGCGCGGGGCUCUCCGCCCGCAGCCGGGGACGCGUUCGGGCCUGUGCGCACCUCGCUCUCUCCCCGCAGGCUGCCUGGCAGCUGGGGGUCGGGGAGGUUGGCUGAGGGAUUUCUUUAGGGGAAAAGAGUAGGGAAGCACAGCCUCCUCCCCCAAAGCGGGAGGGGGCCGGGAGGGACGGAGGAAGGCAGUCCUGAGCCCUCCUGCACCCCCAGGCUCCAACGCUCGGUGCGAGAGUGGGAGGAGAAGCUUAGUCCGUAUGAGAGAGCGGCCCAGGCGCAGGCCGGGCGUCCCCAGUCAAAGCGGAGGGUCCCGGGCCAGGUGGGUGGGGGUCUGGACUAAAUUGUUCGGUGUGUUAGAUCUGAGCUCCAGGCAACAGUGUUAGCACAAUAAAGAAGCUUUAAGACUUGA
Messenger RNA from Chinchilla lanigera (long-tailed chinchilla), 5871 nucleotides. RefSeq names its product V-set and immunoglobulin domain-containing protein 8. NCBI's taxonomy places the organism in Eukaryota, Metazoa, Chordata, Mammalia, Rodentia, Chinchillidae. The coding region runs from base 4379 to 5428 and encodes 349 amino acids. The transcript has 7 exons. The record is from RefSeq and is a predicted model, not a curated record. Gene Ontology annotation, cellular component: intracellular anatomical structure.